Lolium perenne is the source of this 863-nucleotide messenger RNA. The record is from RefSeq and is a predicted model, not a curated record. NCBI's taxonomy places the organism in Eukaryota, Viridiplantae, Streptophyta, Magnoliopsida, Poales, Poaceae.
CACCAUUGUGGCACAAUCACACAAUUGAAAGCAGCGGCUCAAUUCUCUGUUCGAGAAACAACUCUGAACCGUUUACACAUUGUGGCAAGUUCUCGGUUGUUUGGAUAACAACUAAACGUUACGAUGCACAGGCUCAUAUCUACUCACCAGAUUCAAAAGAAUGGGAGUUUCUAGCUCGAUCAACUCCGAUGCUGUCAGAGAUUGACCGUAGACCGGCAACUCUCAUAGGGGGUAUUUUGUACUGGCCAACGAAGUCUAGAUAUAUCAUUGAGCUUGACCAUGCAAAGAAGGCUCUGAAAUAUAUUCAGUGCCCUCAUGAGACGCAUGAUAUAUUCAUGCUUAACAUUCACAUCUUCAAGGGACAUAAUGGAGAUGUUGCCCUUGCUGUUAUAAGAGACUUCACCCUACAAACAUGGGCCAGUACAAGAUCAUCAACAGGCGAUCACGAGUCAUGGACAUGUCAUAUAAAUUUUGAAUUGGAUACUUUUUUUGGCCUUGACACAUCAUUUCCAUACAAUUGGAAACAUGCAGUAAGGUUACUCUGCGUAUUUGAGGACAAAAAUGAGCUGGUUGUACGGGCAAAGGAGGGAGUAUUCCAAUUAGAUAUGAGCAACUGGCAGUGGAGAAAGUACAAUUCUGCUAGACGUUGGUGCACUUUACAUCCCUACUCAGUUAGACCGGUAACCGACCUGAUCCAGAGUGCAACAUCAAGGACACGAAAAAGAACGCGCUGUCAGGAACCCAUCUAAUUCAAAGUUCAACAUCCAUAAGAGAAAAGGAAGUCGCAUAUGAAGGAGCAAGGCUUGUUUGGGCAAGAAGUGAUAGCCCAGCUUUUGUUUGGUCUGAUGUCUUUUAGUUUUCGU